Molecule: messenger RNA, 738 nt
Organism: Iphiclides podalirius (scarce swallowtail)
Lineage: Eukaryota; Metazoa; Arthropoda; Insecta; Lepidoptera; Papilionidae
Source: the annotation of a GenBank genome assembly
AUGACGAAGUUAAUACAACAGUUAAGCUUUAGUAGUAGUAAUUACUACGACCUCGCUGGAAUCGAGCCCAACUCAGCUAAGGGAAAGACUUACUAUGGCGACAGCGCUGCUUUUCGCUCUGCCUGGGCGCCGGGCCUCUGUGGUGGUCCUGAUGUCCCUGCUCACGGCUCGGCUCCGCCCGGAGGGGUGAAUAGCGGGGCUUCGAGCCCCGCGAUACCAUCAACCCCCACCACCGACGACAACAACCGUGACUUGUUGAGCGCACUGCUAUGGGCCAGCGCCAGCUCGCUUACGAGCAGCGCGGAGAGCUUGGUCACCGAUCCCGGCUCCCCGUCGCUCACUCAUCCGGCGCUGCACCCGGACAGGCGUGAAGCGGUAAUCGGCAAAAUUCUAGAGCGUAAAGAUCGACAGCCAGUGAAAGUAGAUUUCAAAAUCUACCUUACUGAGAACACCGUAACUCGCUGGGAAGCUGUAGUGCAUCGCAAUACCAUCUAUCUGCGCAUGCCUGGAGUGCUUCAAUCUGGCAGCAAGGAGAGCUUCAUGUUGCUUCUGGACUUUGCUGAAGAGAAACUUGGCUGCAACAACUGCAUCAUCUGCGUACUGAAGUCCAGACCAGACAGAGCCACCCUGCUCCGCACUUUUAUGUUCAUGGGAUUCCAACUGCUCCCGCCCGCUUCGCCGCUCAUGCCGCCGGAAAUUAACCACCCGGAUUACAUCUUUCUGCACUAUAACAUGCAA